AUGACCACCUCCACGAUCGCAGCUCAAGCAGCUAUGAAUCUUCAUAGAAAAGUGCCUCCUAGAGAGGUAGAUAUGGUGGCCGAAUGCGUUGCGAAAGCAAACAACAGGCUCUCCCAGUCGUCUACAAACACCACCAACUCCUACAAGAGACGGUCCCAGAACCACGUUGGACCAUGGAGGCUUGGUAGGACUUUGGGCAAGGGAGCUUCUGGACGGGUCAGACUGGCCAAACACACUCAAACCGGCCAACUUUCCGCCGUCAAAAUCGUGCCAAAAUCCGUGAUAUCAAACGGAAAUAAUUCCAAGCAGAACACUGAGAGAGACUCCAACGGCCUGGCAUACGGUAUAGAACGCGAAAUAAUCAUAAUGAAGCUGAUCUCGCACCCUCAUGUGAUGGGACUCUAUGAUGUGUGGGAAAACAAAGGUGAACUUUAUCUUGUGCUAGAAUACAUCGAAGGCGGAGAAUUAUUCGACUAUCUGAUUCGCAAAGGUCGGCUUGACGAGAAGGAGGCUGUGAAAUAUUUCAAACAGAUCAUCAGUGGGGUCAACUAUUGUCACCACUUCAAUAUCUGCCAUCGUGAUCUGAAGCCCGAAAACCUUCUUCUUGAUAAAAACCACAACAUCAAAAUUGCUGACUUUGGAAUGGCAGCUUUGGAGACCAAGGGCAAGCUUCUGGAGACCAGUUGUGGCUCGCCACAUUACGCUUCGCCAGAGAUUGUGGCUGGCAAACAUUAUCAUGGCGGUCCUUCAGAUAUUUGGUCGUGUGGUGUUAUUCUGUUUGCGCUGCUCACAGGGCAUUUGCCUUUUGAUGAUACCGUCAUCAGGAACCUGCUUUUGAAGGUUCAGUCGGGCAAGUUCCGUAUGCCUCAAUAUCUUUCUGCCGAGGCCAAGGAUCUGAUCUGGGCAAUGCUCAAGGUGAACCCAAGCGAGCGCAUCAAAAUGAAGGAUAUCUUGAAACACCCUCUUUUGAAAAAGUAUUCCACCAAAGAAGACCAGAUCUUGGAUAAGUUUAACCACCCCGAAUCGCUGGAUGCCUCUCCCAUUACGGAUAUUGAUAAGGACAUCUUGCUUAAUCUUCAAACUUUGUGGAGAGGAACUGAUAUGACAGAUAUACGGAACAAGCUUAGGGAACAGGGCUUGAACUCCCAGAAAAUCUUCUACAGGUUGUUGCAAAAGUACAGAGAUGAGCAUGCUUCUGGAACGGGAACCACUAACAACUCUUCAAAGAAAAGAAUCCCCAGGUCGGCAUCUAUUGUCACAACAAUCAUUCAUGACGAAAACGGUGGUCAUUCUAAAACUGUGAAGGAGGUUGUCGUUCCUUCAGAAUCCAGGAGGCCGAUAAAGAAGAGAUCCAAGAACAGUCUAAACGUUGAGCAUGGCUUGCCUUCAAAGCAAUCAUCCAAGGUGAUCCCUGCUUCUUCUUCUUCCAAAAAGCCGGUGAGCUUCAAGGGCAAGAGCAUAUCCUCGCAUUCGUUGGUGUCAAAGAAAUCUAUCCAAAGUAUGCGUGGCAGUGUCAAACCCCCUUCAAGGGAUUUGCCCAAACUCCCAGAACUGUCAGACUUUCAAUAUCUAUGCGAUGAGAUCUUUGGAAAGCAAUCUGCUACUGGCUUUAAAAUCUUCCAGGAUGAGGAGGAACCCGUUUCAAAGCCAGAAAUUCUCAGACCUGAGCAGGAAAUACGGAAACUACAGCCGAAUACAAUGAAGAUCUCAAUGGACAAACCUGCGGUGAAGGAGCUUCACAAGAAACCUUCUUUGCUGGCAGCAACCAGAGGUCAAGGUGCAAAACAGGGCUUGAAUACAUAUGUGUCGUCGCUAGAUCCGAGAAGCUCCUCCAAACCGACUGUCAACCGUAAUACCUCUGAUGUUCUCAAAAAGUUUGGAGUUCGUAUGAGUCGGUUAGAUUUGGAUGAGUCUGAGUUCGGCGAUAAACUCGGUGGUUUGCCCAAAAGCUCAACUUUCAAGAGAAGCAUGGUUGUUUCGAGGUCGACGUCCACUAGAAAGCUGAAUACUCUGAUCAACCAACGGGACAUGUCUGUGGAUGAUUACAACAGGACUAAGGACGUUGACAGUGGACACAAUGACUCUACCAAUAUGUCGGUGGACUACGAAUCGUUCACAUUCUUGUCUGCUAAGCAGGUUCCCAUAAUAUUGCCUCAAGACAAGCUGACAGGACCAAGCAUAGACGAACGAUUUGCAGACGUUGAUGAGGACGAGACUAUUUUGGACAGAGAAUCUCAAUCAAAUAGCUCCGAAAUCAGGCAUCACCGCAAGGUCGAGUCGGUAUCAACAGCAGCUUCUGCUGUAGAGAUUCAGCCUUUUCCCGUGGCUCCACAGGUUGAUGAAGAUGUACGCAAAUCGAAGCGGAUUCAGUCCAGAAAGGUGAGAGAGUCCUUCCAAAGCGAGAACAGACUAUCAAGAUUUGCAUAUCUUGGGUCCUUCAUUGACGAGGUUGAGGUGGAAUCCGUGGCCUCUAUGUUUGCGGACCCAGAUGAAGAAUACGAGGAUAUACAUUAUGACGAGGAUUCCAAUAGAAUGAAGUUUCUGCAAAUCGCUCAAAAGAUGUCAGGAGAAUCUGGCGACGAAGAAGAUACUGAGCACAUUGACAAAGACAUCCAAGCCAACGAGCAGGAAGAGGGUGAGGUUGCUGAUAAGGUUGAUGAGCUUGUGGGAAGACCGAAGCCAGAUCUGCCUCAGACAGACUUGCGCCGGAGAUCCACAAUUUUGAAGACGAAAGAUAGGAUAUUAUCGCUGGUGCCCAAACGUGAGGCUCCAGAAUUACCUUCACCUGCUAAGAAGAUCAGCUGGAUUGCGAAGCUUUUCACCUUUCACGCAGAAGGUGCACCAACGGUAACGUUCUCGGGCCAAAUGACGUUCGAGUCGCAGAAGGACUCGGCUGCACUGACGCAGGUAAUGGUCGAUGAGCUGCAGAAGAAGCAAAGGCAGGGGCUCGUCAAGAAUCUACAUAUUGACCGGGAAUAUGGGGUGUUUACCGGUAGCAUUCCAUCAAAGUAUGCAUAUGGACGAGCACUCAAGUUCAAGGCCACAAUUUCGGAUGAGAUGAACAGAUCAACCGUGACAGUUGAGAAGAUCAAGGGAUCUGAUAAAAUGUUCAAGAGUCUUCUGGACCGGGUGCGGGUCAUCUGUUAG
This is a messenger RNA of Kuraishia capsulata CBS 1993, 3147 nucleotides long. RefSeq lists its product as uncharacterized. The record is from RefSeq and is a predicted model, not a curated record. Gene Ontology annotation, cellular component: cytoplasm. Gene Ontology annotation, molecular function: ATP binding; protein serine/threonine kinase activity. Gene Ontology annotation, biological process: intracellular signal transduction; protein phosphorylation. Bases 1 to 3147 code for a protein of 1048 amino acids. The transcript has 2 exons. NCBI's taxonomy places the organism in Eukaryota, Fungi, Ascomycota, Pichiomycetes, Pichiales, Pichiaceae.